Molecule: messenger RNA, 1318 nt
Organism: Neurospora hispaniola
Lineage: Eukaryota; Fungi; Ascomycota; Sordariomycetes; Sordariales; Sordariaceae
Product: UMP-CMP kinase
Exons: 2
Coding region: 204-1196 (330 amino acids)
Biological process (GO): 'de novo' pyrimidine nucleobase biosynthetic process; CDP biosynthetic process; UDP biosynthetic process
Cellular component (GO): cytoplasm; nucleus
Molecular function (GO): ATP binding; UMP kinase activity
Source: RefSeq, a predicted model, not a curated record
CCAGUCCAGUCCAGUUCAGUCCGGUCCUAGCAAUAUAACUAACGAAACGGGCGUCACCGUGCAGACCAGCCUACCAAACCCAAAACCAAGCUUUCCCACUCAUCCUCCGUCGUCGUCUCGCUCCCAUCAUCCCCCAACCCCGAACCGGCAAGUCGCUCUGUACCACCUACCUACCUACCUACCUCACCAAACCGACCUAUCCAAUGGCAUCCCGCCAAGCCUUCCGAAGCCUAGCUGCUUCCACUCCUUCUUCUUACACAACCACCUCUACUACCCUCCGCGCCGCCUCCGCCGCUUCUCGUCGUUGCGCAUCUACUCUCCAGAACACCACUACUCGUCGCAGCACUCAGUGGACUUCUUCCACUUUCCAGCAAGGGCAAGGAAGAAGCAACAAGAGAAGCUACAGCACUCCCGGUGGCUCUCCCCCGCCUAGGGACACGAACAAGAUCAGCUUUUGGCCUUUUGUGGCGCUGAUUGCCUUGACGUCCGGAGGGUAUAUGUUGUUGGUUAACCGGAGAAAAGACAUGCCUCCCAACCCCACCUCCUCCUCAGCCGCGGCUGCUCCCGCCCCCUCCACAACCCCUGCCUUCUCCCCCUCCGACGUAACCGUCAUCUUCGUCCUCGGCGGCCCCGGCGCCGGCAAGGGCACCCAAUGCGCCCGUCUAGUCCGCGACUACGGCUUCACCCACCUCUCGGCCGGCGACCUGCUCCGCGCCGAACAAGACCGUCCCGGCUCGCAAUACGGCCAAUUAAUCCGCGACUGCAUCAAGAACGGCGCCAUCGUGCCCAUGGAAGUCACCGUCGCUUUGCUCGAAAACGCCAUGCGCGACACUCUUAGCUCGUCCAAAACUGGUGGUAAAGGUCGGUUCCUGAUUGAUGGGUUCCCCCGCAAGAUGGACCAAGCCGUCAAGUUCGAAGAGGUCGUUUGCCCUGCCAAGAUGGUGCUCUUUUAUGAUUGCCCGGAGCAGGAGAUGGAGAAGAGGUUGCUGGAGCGCGGCAAGACGAGCGGGCGUGAAGAUGAUAAUGCCGAGAGUAUCAGGAAGCGGUUCAGGACGUUUGUGGAGACGAGCAUGCCGGUUGUGGAUCACUAUGAAAGGGAAGGAAAGGUGGUCAAGGUGGAUUCGACGCCGGGGCCGGAUAAGGUGUAUGAGGAGACGAGAAAGCAGUUGAGGAGGGUGUUUGGGGAUAAGUUUUAGAGGGGGUUGACUUGACUUACUCCGGGGAUGAGAUGGGAGUGGUUGACGGGGGGGUUAAGGUAACUUGGUUUCUACUAUUUCUGAGAUGGGGUUGGCCGUUCCAUGAAAAUAAAAACUUUUAA